AUGACAAUAAAAGUUUAUAUGACAAAUAUAACUAGUAAUCAAUUAAUCAUUGGUAAUCAACGAAAAUUAAAACAUAUUUUAGACGCUAAUAAAAUAGAUUAUAUUGAUAUUGAUGUUAGUGAUCCAAAAAAUAUUGAUGAAAAAGAAUUUUUACAACGUACAUUAAUAUCAUCAAAAAAAAUAUUACAUUUACCACAAAUAUUUAUUGAUGAACAAUAUUGUUGUGAUUUUGAUGAUUUAUUAUCUGCUGUUGAAUCAAAUACACUUAAAGAAAUAUUAAAAUUAGAUAAUUAA
Molecule: messenger RNA, 294 nt
Organism: Rotaria sp. Silwood1
Lineage: Eukaryota; Metazoa; Rotifera; Eurotatoria; Philodinida; Philodinidae
Source: the annotation of a GenBank genome assembly